AUUUUUUUACAUUCCCAAUACAAAAAACACCUAAAAAAUACACACUUUGUUUUUAGUUUAGUUCAACAAAAAAAUGAAAAAUGGUUAACCAAAAAAAAAUAAAAAACAUGCGAACCAUCAAUCAAUAGUUGUUAAUUUGGAGCAAAAGUUUCACCAUGCUAAUUUUGGAAGUUUGUGUGGUUACUAUCUCUGGUGUGUUAUCCCCUCAGAAUCCUAUCCUAUUGGUCUUCUCUUUGCGAGCCCAGUGACCUGAGUUUACCAAUAGUAGCAAUUCUUCUGAUUUACCAGGAAAAUCUUCACCUCUGACUGAUAUCCAAAGAAAAGUAGAAAACCAUACAAAUUUGUAGAAUUGUUACUCUAGUUUCCCAGCUAAGAGGGGCGAGAGGCCCAAACCCGGUUAUAGAUUCUACCUUUACUUUCCGGACUCCGAAGCACAGUAACGCUGUGAAGUUCAAAAAGUCUGGCGAAGUAUUAUCACUAUCUUUUGUUGCUGCAAGGUUUGUACAUGACAUGUUUGUGAAUUUGCCCCAAUGGCAUUCUGCUCGUACCCGAUAAACUGCCAUCUUGGGUGCCACACCCAUCAGCUAAACCAACCAUUCCCCCAUAUUUCAUCACCAAAACUCCUUAAAUCCGUUUCUGUUACAGUUCCAAGAAUCAACAACUAUGUCUCGGCCUCAAUGUCAUCUGGUUUGUCCACAGUUUCUUCCCCAGCUGACUUUCAGGGACUGUCUCCGGAUACAUUCUCUAAGCAACUCCUUGACGUCCUAGGUCGCGAAAAUGAUGAAACGUCCGCGCUUCAACUGUUUGAAUGGGCCUUGGAGCAGCCUAAUUUCGCGCCCUCCUUGCCCGUGUUUGAGGAAAUUCUUCACAAGCUUGGAACCGCAGGAUCAUUUGAUACAAUGAAGAGAAUCUUGGAAGGCAUGCAGAGCUCAGAAGUUGAAAUCGAGGAAAGUAUAUUCUUCAUUUUUAUUGAGAGUUAUGGGAAAUUAGGCAUGUAUAAUGAGGCUAUUGGUGUUCUUGAUAUGAUGGAAAAUGAGUUUGAUGUGAAACCAGCUACAUUUAGCUAUAAUAUCUUGCUAAAUGUUCUCGUCGAUGGGAUGAAGUUGAAACUAGUUGAGGAUGUGCAUUCCCGGAUGUUGAGCAGAGGUGUCUUACCUGAUACUUCAACUUUUAAUGUACUGAUAAAGGCCCUCUGCAAAGCGCAUCAAACCAGGCCUGCUAUUUUGAUGAUGGAAGAGAUGCCGAACCAUGGUUUGGCACCGGACGAGAAAACUUACACAACAAUCAUGCAAAGCUACAUUGAAGAAGGCAAUUUGCAGGCUGCUUUGAGACUGCGGGAUCAAAUGGUAGCUGCUCAAUGCCGAUGUACCAAUGUAACGUUAAAUGUCUUGAUUCAUGGCUUUUGUAAAGAAGGGAAGAUUGAAGAAGCUUUGAAGUUUAUUGAAGAAGUGUCUAGUGAGGGGUUCAAUCCAGAUAAAUUUACAUUCAAUACGUUGAUCAAUGGUUUGUGUAAAGCCGGACAUGUGAAGCAUGCUAUGGAGGUAUUAGAUUUGAUGCUUCAAGAAGGAUUUGAUCCGGAUCUGUUUACUUACAACAGUUUGAUCUCUGGACUUUGUAAAGUUGGUGAAAUUGAAGAGGCGAAGGAAGUUCUUAAUCUGAUGCUUUCGAGGGAUUUCUCCCCUAAUACAGUCACUUAUAAUACUAUCAUCAACACCUUGUGCAAAGAGAACCAAGUCCAAGAAGCUACAAGUCUUGCCCGAACCCUCAAAAACCAGGGGAUUUUACCUGAUGUGGCCACAUUCAAUUCUCUUAUACAGGGUCUCUGCUUGACUAACAACUAUCAAGGUGCAGUGGAGUUGUUUAAAGAGAUGAAGAAUGAAGGGUGCCAACCAGAUGAGUACACUUUCAAUAUGUUGAUUGACUCCCUAUGUCACAGAGGAAGAAUGGACGAAGCUCUUGGGAUGCUCAAGGAGAUGGAGUCAAGCGGUUGUGCCAGAAGUGUGAUAACGUACAAUACACUGAUUGAUGGUUUCUGCAAAAACAGGAGAAUAGAAGAAGCAGAAACCAUUUUCGAUGAGAUGGAACUUCAAGGUAUUUCAAGAAAUUUGGUUACUUACAAUACCCUGAUCAACGGACUUUGUAAGAGCAACAGGGUGGAGGAGGCAUACCAGCUGAUGGACCAAAUGAUUAUAGAAGGUGUUAAACCUGAUAAGAUCACCUACAAUUCACUUCUUUCACAUUUUUGCAGGUUGGGAGACAUCAAGAAAGCAACGGAUAUUGUUCAAAGUAUGACUUCAAAUGGGUGUGAACCAGAUAUUGUCACUUAUGGGACGUUAAUACAGGGCCUGUGUAAAGCAGGCAGAAUUGAGGUUGCAAGCAAGCUCCUAAGGAGUAUCCAGAUGAAAGGGAUGGUACCAAGUCCACAGGCUUAUAAUCCUUUGGUUCAGGCACUGUUCAAGAAGAAGAGAACGGGAGAAGCAAUGAGACUGUUUCGAGAAAUGGAAGAGAAAGGCGAUCCUCCAGAUGCAAUAUCGUACAAGAUUGUCUUCAGGGGUCUUUGCAUGGGAGGAGGACCGAUUGGAGAAGCAGUUGAUUUUGCCAUUGAGAUGACUGAAAAAGGUUUCAUUCCAGAAGCUUCCUCGUUCUACAUGCUGGCUGAAGGCCUUUGGUCCUUAGCAAUGGAGGAUACUCUUGUUAAGCUUGUCGAGAAGAUUAUGAAGAAAGCAAACUUCACAGAAAAUGAGGCGGCCAUGAUCAUGGGUUUUCUGAAAAUUCGAAAAUUUCAGGACGCCAUGGCCAGCCUUGCCGGUAUUCUAAAUAGGCGCAAUCCAAAAAGUAGAAGUAUGUCCAGAUGAAGGAUAGAAAUAGGGAUCUUUUCAUAGUCGUUUUGAUUAGUGUGAACUGUGAAGAAAUGUACUUGAAUUAAAGAUGCUCGCAGUGUUUGAAACGCAUGUACUCCCUCCCUCCCAUAAUUAUUGUCCAGUUUGGAUUUUUAUUUUUAGUUUAAAUUGUACUAAAAGUGAAAUCUCAAACUGGACAAUAAUUUUGGGACGGAGGGAGUAUUUUGCAUCGCGCUGAGAUUAGCAGAAAACACAUUGGCAACGAUCCUUGGUUUCCAGAAGAAAAUUUUUGCAAUUGGCAUUGUGAAAUUCAAGAUGAGAGACGCUCUUAUGUAAACAAUAGCAUGAAGUUUCUGAUGUACUCAACAAAUGACACAUUUAAGUCCUUAC
Molecule: messenger RNA, 3230 nt
Organism: Oldenlandia corymbosa var. corymbosa
Lineage: Eukaryota; Viridiplantae; Streptophyta; Magnoliopsida; Gentianales; Rubiaceae
Source: the annotation of a GenBank genome assembly